AUGAAUGUGUUGACCUAUUCAGAAUUUUGUAACAUUGUGGGUGAGUCAAUUCUUGAAAAAUGUCGAACAGUCUCUUCCAUUUUAGAGUCAGAUGAUAACUUUUUUGCAAUUUACAAUUUAUGGCAAAGAUUUGAGGCUGCAUCGGAAAACAAUAAUAAUUAUAGAAUUAAUAAUGACGUGGACCGUGGCCCUUUCGACAAACCGACCAAAAUCGUAGAAGACAAUUAUGUGACUGAUAUUAUAGAAGAUGACGAAACCCCUAGGUCGAUUCUUGAUGAAUUUACAGGUGAGUUAAUAAAUAAAAACGAAGAAAGAGAAGAUGAAAAGAAAGAAGUGUAUAGCGAGCCGACACUUCAGAAUAAUUUAAUAGAACGUAGUCUCACUCCGCAGCCUAGCACGUCAAAACAAGUCACAUAUUCGACGGUUUCCAUAAUUUCUAAUGUAUCUCUAACUGAAUACUUGAAACAAAACUUACCAUUAUCACCUAAGCGACAAGGAAAGCGCCAAAUAGAAAGACUGCCAUUUGCUUUAACUUCAGACCAAUACGUGGAAAGAAUAAAAGCAAAACAGUUAAAAAAGAUUGAAGAAGAAGCUGCAAAAGAGGAAAGAAAGAGACUAAGAGAAGAAAAGAAGAAGGAAAAAGAAAACAGUAUACCUAAGAAGAAAAUCAAGAAAAAAAGUGAUGGAAAAAGCAAAACAAAGAUAAUUGAAGAAGAUAUAUGCAAAGAAAAUACUGAAAAUACAUAUGAGGUUAAUGAACAAAAAGUUUUUUGUGAUUUUUGUUCGAAUCUCAUUACAAGUAGGGUUAUUGAAUGUAACCAGUGUAAAAAACGGUUUCAUUUAAAUUGUAUUCCGUCAUAUCACAGACUCCAUGUACCUGUGGAAGAUGAGGAUCAGUUUUUGUGCCACAUGUGCUAUCGAGAGAGUAAUACUGACUCAUCUGACGGUGAUUGUGAUGCCAUGUUUAGCUCUGCUUGUGAAGAAGCACGAAAACAAGGCUUCGGUUCAAACUUUAUGCUAUAA
Messenger RNA from Parnassius apollo (apollo), 1023 nucleotides. Lineage: Eukaryota; Metazoa; Arthropoda; Insecta; Lepidoptera; Papilionidae. The record is from the annotation of a GenBank genome assembly.